Messenger RNA from Parastagonospora nodorum SN15, 567 nucleotides. RefSeq lists its product as hypothetical. The record is from RefSeq and is a predicted model, not a curated record. Lineage: Eukaryota; Fungi; Ascomycota; Dothideomycetes; Pleosporales; Phaeosphaeriaceae. Bases 1 to 567 code for a protein of 188 amino acids. The transcript is spliced from 3 exons.
AUGGCUCACCCUCAGGGAGUAGCUCCCGUGCCAACUGGUCCUCAUCGAAUGCAGCAUGACAUGGACCUUCUCCUCUUGCACCUGCUCGAGUUCCAGGGCCACCACGGCCAACUUGGCGUCCGUCGGCUCAUUCACGCAUGGGAUUGGGAGGGCGUUCUUGGAGGAUUCGAGCUCUCUGCCAUCCUGCAGAAUCCGAUGACUCUCGACAGCGUCCGGAUGGCCCAGGCCCGAGUUCGUGCGGAGGCACAAGUUGCUGCGAGGGCCAAUCUUGCACAGGCCAUUCGUCGGAACAAGGAGCGGCGAGGCCGCAACUACAUGGCCGUUCGCGAAGGCUCCGUCAUCGACCGCAUCGACCGCAUCUACGACAGCGUCCGCAACUUCGUCGAGCUCGUUCUCCGCGUCCAGCACACUCUCCGCACCAUCGUCAACUCCGAGAGGUUCAAGCUGGUCGUUGCCGCGCUUCUCUGCAUUUGCAUCUCUCUCAUCUCGUGCAUGUUGACCGUGGUCGUCCACGGACACUUCUCUGGAUAUACUCAGAAGUCUGACUUGCUGGCCAUUAGUGGCUAG